Ipomoea nil (Japanese morning glory) is the source of this 351-nucleotide messenger RNA. RefSeq lists its product as uncharacterized. The transcript has a single exon. The record is from RefSeq and is a predicted model, not a curated record. The coding region runs from base 1 to 351 and encodes 116 amino acids. Lineage: Eukaryota; Viridiplantae; Streptophyta; Magnoliopsida; Solanales; Convolvulaceae.
AUGGUGGCAAACCUGUGUCUUACUCAUGAUAAUAGUCCUGCUCUUAGUGAUAUUGGCAGCUACAGACGCCUGAUAGGCAGACUAUUAUAUCUCACCGCGACUCGACCGGACAUUGCCUACACAGUUCAGCAGCUAAGUCAGUUUGUUGGUGCUCCUAUUGAGGCUCAUAUGUCCGCUGCUCAUCGCCUUCUACGUUACAUCAAGAACGCUCCUGGCCAGGGGCUACAUUACCCAAAGAAUGGCAGUAUGCAGCUUACAGUCUUUUCUGAUUCAGAUUGGGCGACUUGUACUGAAACAAGGAAAUCAAUCACUGGGUUUUGUGUGUUUCUUGGAUCAGCACUCAUUUCCUAG